AGAGAGGACCUUGACAUAUUGUUUCUGUGUUGAUUUGGACCAUACAUAUAUGGCGAAUGUGAGUGUCAGUGGAGACUUCUGCCAGGCACAGCACCUCGCCUUCGUGGACAAGUGAAUCGUCCGCCCCCCUCGGGACUACGCUACCCAGAAGCCCCCCUGAAGCCAGCACACUGGGAAUCCCGGUCUCCUCCAACGAUCCCCUGGGAUACCGCGUAGUCCUUGGCCAGAUCGCCCAGCUCUGUCCCCUGAGCCGCCAAUAAGAAAACUGCUCAGUUCUCUUCUACUUCCUGCUUUCUCUCCCAGAAGCCAAUCACAUACCGCUCUCCUGAAUGGGCCGUCUCGCCAACAUGAACCGCCCUGCAGCAGUGGAGAUUGCCUACGAGGGCAUGAGGUUCCUCAUCACACACAACCCCACCAACGCCACGCUCAACAAGUUUACCGAGGAGCUGAAGAAGUUUGAGGUGAGCACGCUGGUGAGAGUGUGUGACGCCACCUACGACAAGGCCCCAGUGGAGAAGGGGGGGAUCGAGGUCGUGGACUGGCCCUUUGAUGAUGGUGCCCCGCCCCCCACCCAGAUAGUGGAUGACUGGCUGAACCUGCUGAAGACCAAGUUCCGAGACGAGCCUGGCUGCUGCAUCGCUGUGCAUUGUGUGGCGGGGCUGGGCCGAGCUCCAGUCCUGGUGGCCUUAGCUCUGAUUGAGACUGGGAUGAAGUAUGAGGAUGCGGUGCAGUUCAUACGACAGAAGAGACGUGGAGCUUUCAACUCCAAACAGCUACUUUACCUGGAGAAGUACAGACCCAAGAUGCGUCUGCGGUUCAAGGAUGCCAACGGCCACAACUGCUGCGUCCAAUAGUGAGUGCAAUAUUCAGUCCACCUCGGAAGAGCCCCCAAACCCCCAAUGACCGUCCUACACACACACACACACACACACACCCCCCCAUAGAGACAGUUUCACAGGAAGACACUUGGCUAGUCUUACUGUAGGUACUUUUUUCCAUUCAUCAAUGCUGCUUACUGGGUUUACAAUAAAACGUCCUUACAAUGACUGCACACGCACACAGUUUCAAGUACACACACAGAUGCACAAACACACACUCUCAAUGAUACAACUGUUAAUCCCUACUCUGAAGGAAAGUAGGUGGAAAAGAAAGCAAAUGGUCAGUUAUUUUAUCAUUGUACCCAUUUUGAAGACAUUCCUAUUGGUUUUAAGAUAAAUAAAGACAUUUAAAUAAGA
Messenger RNA from Oncorhynchus gorbuscha (pink salmon), 1235 nucleotides. RefSeq names its product protein tyrosine phosphatase type IVA 2. The record is from RefSeq and is a predicted model, not a curated record. Bases 330 to 854 code for a protein of 174 amino acids. Gene Ontology annotation, molecular function: protein tyrosine phosphatase activity. Gene Ontology annotation, biological process: protein dephosphorylation. Gene Ontology annotation, cellular component: nucleus. Lineage: Eukaryota; Metazoa; Chordata; Actinopteri; Salmoniformes; Salmonidae. The transcript has 8 exons.